CAUACCUUCUUUGGACCUCCUCCCUCCCCCCCUUUUCCCCAGUGUAUCCUUGGAAAGGUGUUACACAAAGGAAGGAGAGGAUUUGUGUGGUGUGAUAUUUGGUGGUAUAGCUAGAAUUAAUAAGAUAAAAUUUAAAAAAGAAAGCUCCCAACAGUAAGAUGCCUGACCUGGUAGUUGUGGGGAAAGCAAUAAUGAAUACUCUGUAGGGGACCAUCUUGCAUUUGUCUUCUGAAAAUGGAAUAGAUGUGACCACCUAGAUCUUUCCCUUCUCAAACUCCUGUGAUAAAUUGGAUUUCUGUACUUAAAUGAAAGAAACCUGGUGGGAUUAAACUGCUGAUAAAUACCAGAGCUCUAAUACAGUUUAUGCCAUCACAAUCUCUUCUUCAUCUUUAGCAAUGCACCCUCCUUUGUCUUCCCUUAGUGGCAGUACGUCCAGUGUGUGGUCAUGAAUUCAGGCCUUGUAGAGAUGAUGCAUGAUCCUUGCAAAGCUGAAAGUGGCAGGAAGAGCUCCUCAGGGCAAGGAAGUCUGACAUGUGCAGAAGAUCAGUUAGUUCUGUCAGAGGUGUGGGGAGCUUCAUUCAGAACUCCCUAUCACCUUGGAACCAUUAGUAAGCAUCCACUCUUAAAAUGUUAGAAAAUGUUUUUACUGGGUAUUAGCAAUGAUUGCUCGUGUGGAUGUUUCAAAAAAUGGCAGCCAGCCCCCUCACAGAUCCUAACCAGCUCAUGCUGCUUCUUGUAUUGUACUUGGGAUGAGUGUAAUCUGUUUGUUCUGGUUCUAGUAAAAUCUCUCUGUGGUUUGGAAGCCUCUCGUGUUCCUUCUGAGGAAGUACUCUCAUGUACUGGGGAAUCCUGUGACAGUAGUGAUGAAAUGGAUGCUAAGGAAAACAUCAAUGAAAGAACCACCUCUAGAAAAAAGAAAAGCAAGAGGCACAAAGAAAACCCUGAUGAGGCUGUUGGAGGGGAUUAUCCCAUUGACAUCUGGCUGUUGCUAGCCUCCUACAUACGUCCAGAAGAUAUAGUGAAAUUUUCUCUGAUUUGCAAGAAAGCCUGGACUGUCACUUGCACUGCUGCCUUUUGGACCAGACUCUACAGAAGGCACUACACUCUUGAUGCAUACCUGCCUCUCCGUUUACGGCCGGAAUCGAUGGAAAGGUUGCGCUGCCUUCGUGCAUGUGUCAUCCGUUCAUUAUACCACAUGUAUGAACCUUUUGCUUCUCGCGUCUCCAAGAAUCCAGCCAUUCCAGAGACUACCCCUAGCACUUUAAAGAAUUCCAAAUGUUUGCUUUUCUGGUGCAGAAAGAUUGAAGGGAACAGACGAGAACCAAUGUGGGAAUUUAACUUCAAGUUCAAAAAGCAGCCUCCCCGAUUGAAGAGUAAAUGUUGCAGAGAACUUCAGCCGCCUGUUCAGUAUGAGGAUGUUCUCACAAACCCUGAUCAGGACUGCUGUCUGCUGCAGAUCACCACCCUCAAUUUCAUCUUCUUGCCAGUAGUCAUGGGUAUGAUAUUUACUUUGUUCACAAUAAACGUGAGCACUGACAUGAGACAUCAUAGAGUGAGGCUGGUGUUCCAGGAUUCUCCAAUUCAGAAUGGCAAGAAGCCCCGACUUGACCAAGGAGUCCAAGUUGUCCUGGACCCUGUGCACAGUGUGCGCCUCUUGGAUUGGUGGCACCCUCAGUACCCCUUUUCUCUGAGAGCUUAAUGUGCUUCUGCGUCUGUGAGCAGCCAUGUCAAGCAGAAGUGAAGGUGCAGGACCUGGGAAAUCUUGUUUUUAUUUCCUGAAUAAGUUCUCCAAUCUCCUUACAAAUGAGUGAAGCUGGAACGCCAGUCCCUGUAUAUAAUUUCCAGCAGAAUCAAGUGUAAAAUGGAAAUGUUUAUAAACACAUUUUUAUGUACAGUUCACAUAUUAUGAUUUGAAAGGAGCACCAUGAAACUGUUGAUUUAAAACCUUUUUGGCGUUACCGUAAGUCGUCCUGUGUUCUGUUUUGCAAAGGAAGUAGAAUGUCUGCCUCCAGAUCUAAUGUGGUCAGAUUUUCACAGACCAAAUAACGAAAUUAAUGUCUGUCUUACUGUAGCAUGAUCAGACUUAAAUGCAGCAGUUUUACCCUGAUGCAGCAAGUGAAACAGCCAUGACAAUCUCUAGUCAUGCUUCACUAUCUAAUCUGCAUGAGCAAAAUAAAGGCAUAAAGCAACGAGAUUGCUUUUACAGCUGACGUUUCAAUUAAAUGUGUGUGUUUAUAAGGCAAAGAAGCACUUAAAAAAUUCAUGUCCCGAUGCUCUCUCUAAGAAAGAAUCUACAACAUACAUAAUGAAAAGGCUCUUGUGGCAUGAGGGAACUAAAUAACCACAUCAGUAAGUAAGCACUCAGACUUCAGCCAUUAGUGGAGUAAGAUUGUCUGUGAGCUAAGCAAACAGUGUUUGAAGCUAGUGACUGGGAAAGCUAUUUGCAGCAAGGAGAAAGUGUCGAGUUCCCAGCAGACAAAUUAGCUACCUGGGAAAGAGAAGCCCUGCUCUUCCCCAGUCCUUCUGGCUCUACUUGCUGGUGUGAGAGGGCUAAGCAGGCUCCUGUCUGCGUCAACAUGUCAGGAGUCGCAGCACCACAAUAACAGAACGGAUCGGGGUGUGAGUUUUAUGCAGGAGAGCUUCAGAAUUCCACCUAAAACCCUCUGAUUUUGAGCCUGAAGGGAUUUGAGAUCAUAGAUACCCUGGCACUGCAGACACGGAAAGUUCAGUCUCAGUGCAAAGUACAGCUGCGUGAGGGGGAGAGGCUGGGGCUGAAUGCAGAGUGAGUUGAUGUCCUGAAGUAACCUCCGA
Molecule: messenger RNA, 2811 nt
Organism: Pelodiscus sinensis (Chinese soft-shelled turtle)
Lineage: Eukaryota; Metazoa; Chordata; Testudines; Trionychidae
Source: RefSeq, a predicted model, not a curated record